Knipowitschia caucasica is the source of this 285-nucleotide messenger RNA. NCBI's taxonomy places the organism in Eukaryota, Metazoa, Chordata, Actinopteri, Gobiiformes, Gobiidae. The record is from the annotation of a GenBank genome assembly.
AUGUGGUUCAACUGGGAGGAGUUAAACAAGCCCCAAGCACAGACUGAGAAGAACCUGGAGUGGUUCCCGCGGAUGAGGGCCAUCUCUCUGGUGAGCAGCGAGGCGGAGGGAGAACAGAACGAGAUGAGGAGUCUGCAGGAGAAACUCGACAGCACGGUCUCACUGGUGUCUCUGCUGUCCACUCAGCUGGCAGAACUGAAGGAGCAGAUGACGGAGCAGAGGAAGAACAAGCAACGUCUGGGUUUCCUGGGGCCGCAGUCCAACCCCCACAUCCCGUCCCACUGA